AUGGUACUUGAAGACCUGGACAGAGCCUGCGUUGCUCGCACCGACUGUCUCCAACAGGUCCUGCGCGUCUUGUGCUGUAAUGGCAUCUUCUGCUACGAAGUAUCGACUGGUUGCUUCGGCAAUAAUCAUACCUCGGCCUUGCUGUUGACAAAUCAUUGGACACAGUGGCGCAACAGGGUCAUGCUCUUCGGCAACCAGUUCUACGAUAUGGCACGUGGAAUCCCGGAUUCCCUGAUGGGAGGACUGUCUCGCUGGCCCGCUCAGAUCAAUUUUGAGACUGACGAGAACAUGUUCAUCUACUUCCAGAAACAGGGCUGGCUAUCGCAGCUACCCCGUACCCUUGGUGCUGGGGCUUCCGCUCAGGCGCCAGGAAUCUUGGUGGAUUAUCCGUGGGAGGAAGUUGCCUAUGAAACGGUAAUCGACAUCGGUGAUGGUGGUGGUGUGGUCAACUACAUAAAGCUGGCUUUCCAUUUUCCAGAGGGUCAAUUUGCCGACCUGGAACCACGUGUUCCGGAGGAAAAUAUCAUUGCAGGGGACUUCUUCUCAUACAUUCCCCCGUCCAAGGUUUCGCGGCUGUCCCGUUAUACGGAUAUGAACACGAUGGUCGAAGCCAACGGUUUAGAGCGGACGAUAACAGAUUAG
Penicillium soppii is the source of this 642-nucleotide messenger RNA. Its product is annotated as o-methyltransferase. Bases 1 to 642 code for a protein of 213 amino acids. Gene Ontology annotation, molecular function: methyltransferase activity. NCBI's taxonomy places the organism in Eukaryota, Fungi, Ascomycota, Eurotiomycetes, Eurotiales, Aspergillaceae. The transcript has 3 exons. The record is from RefSeq and is a predicted model, not a curated record.